Molecule: messenger RNA, 588 nt
Organism: Monoraphidium neglectum
Lineage: Eukaryota; Viridiplantae; Chlorophyta; Chlorophyceae; Sphaeropleales; Selenastraceae
Product: Tetratricopeptide repeat protein 4
Exons: 4
Coding region: 1-588 (195 amino acids)
Molecular function (GO): protein binding
Source: RefSeq, a predicted model, not a curated record
AUGUCAGACAGCGACGAGGAAUCCCCGCAGCCGCGGGCCGGCAGCGGCGGCAGCGGCGCCGCCGCCGCAGACGACCCUCUCGACCCGUCGUCGCUGCCAGCGCUGUUUUGGGAUGACAUGCCGGCCAACCCGGAGGAGCACCCAGAUUACAUGGCUCUGAAGGCCAUCGCGGACGAGUGCACGCCGGAGGAGCAGGCCGAGAGCUUCAAAAAGCAGGGCAACAAGAAGCUCGAGGUGGGCAUCAAGGCCAAGAACCGCUUCCUUUUGCGAGAGGCUAUAGGGCUGUAUGGCCAGGGCCUGGCGCUGGGCAGCAGUGAGAGUGAGGUCAACGUCGCACUCCUCAACAACCGGGCCCACGUGCACUCCAUGCUGGGCAACUGGCGCAGCGCACUGGAGGAUGCCCUCGCGGCGCGCAAGCUCGACCCCUCCAGCGUCAAGGCGGCCUUCAGGGCGGCGCGCGCGGCGGCGAAGCUGGGGCGGCUGGGGCAGGCGGGGGACCUGGUGGAUCAGGGGCUGGCGCUGGACCCCGCCAAUAAGGACCUGCUGAAGCUGCAGCAGGUGCGGGGCCCGCGGGGAGGGGGGGGUUGA